UUCAAUCAUUUACAAUUUUUUUUUUUAAUAUUUAGAUACAAUAAAGUACGAAGAAAUAUCACUAAACCAGUAACUAAUUGGUGGAAAUGAAUUUCCCACAUGUGACAAAAAACCGUCACCUAAAAAUACAUUGCAAAGACAAGUCAGUGUGAAGUAGCUACGACCAUAACCAAAAAAAGGUGGCCCAAAAUUUUCGGACUCCCUCAAAGUCCUACAUUUGUCCCCAACGGUCUCUCUCUAACAACACACUUGAAAAUACAGAAACCAUCCCCCGUCGAUUUCGCUCCUCUCCCCAAUCUCUUCCUUUUUACUUAGUCUCUCUUCUCUACUUCCAGCAAAUCCGCACAUUACCAGACCUUUUCAGAUCCCCAAAAACCAAAACCAAAACCACAACCAUGUUGCUUCUCAUACCCACAUUCUUCUUCACCAUCACCAUCUUCCUCACAUCCUUCUUCUUCCUCAUUCUUCUUCUCCAUCAUUACCGCCACCUUUGCAAUAUUCAUCUCUCCAACUCAUUUCUAAGCUUUCGAUGGCUACAUUUGCCACAUUGGUUUGAACCACCACCGCAACGAAGCCGACGACACUUACUUGGUUCAGACAACAUAAUGACCCUUAAGGGUGCCACCAGCCAGGCCUGUGCUGCAUGCAAAUACCAAAGAAGAAAGUGCACGCCAGAGUGCCCUUUAGCUCCUUAUUUCCCACCAGACCAACCAAAAAUGUUUCAAAAUGCACACAAGCUUUUCGGGGUCUGCAACAUCUUGAAGAUACUUAAAAGUGUCGACCCCUGUCUCAAGUUUGAGACCAUGAAGUCCAUCAUCUACCAAGCCAACAUUCGAGACAAGUUUCCGGUCUACGGCUGUUGGGAGGUGAUCUGGCAAUUACAGUACCAGAUUAUGGUUGCGGAGCAGGAGCUUCAAAAUGUUCAUAAACAGCUUGCAUUGUACAGACAACAUCACUACCAGCAGCAGCAGCAGAUUUCAUCUAUGCAAGAUUAUGUGACCUCACAAUUAGAAUUGGGCAUGGCACCACCAAAUAAUAAUAAUACCAUCUCACUUUUACAUCAUAGUACUCCACAAUCUUAUGAUAACAAUAAUACUGCCAUACCUCAUGCUUUGCCUGUAACACAACAGCAGCAGCAGCAGCAGCCUUACUCUCAUCGAAGCGACGAUGCUUACACUUGUGCUUAUGACAUUGACUCCAAGGAGAAUAUUACCGGGGAGAAUGUUUUGUGGGCCCAAAAUCCUUUCACUAACAACAACAGCAGUAUCAAUGAGAACAACGAUAAUGCAGAGACAGUUCAAUCCCAGUUCGGAGUUUCGCAGAGACUAGCUAUUGAAUCAGAAGAUGUUCAAGAUUACGAUGAGCUGCACCCAUUUUUCGAUACCAUAGAUGAUAGACAGUCAUACAUUGAUUCCAAAGAGGCUUAUGAUUCAAGCAGUUCGGAAGAAUCUUUUAAGGACACAACACAAUUAUCGAUGGAUCAUGCGGCGGAGAACACAUUGAAGAGUGCUGCAGCAUGCUUCAGUCUUACCAGCGUCAAGUUAUCAGUAAGCUAGAAAAAACCAUUUUGGCUC
Rosa rugosa (rugosa rose) is the source of this 1574-nucleotide messenger RNA. RefSeq names its product LOB domain-containing protein 27-like. Lineage: Eukaryota; Viridiplantae; Streptophyta; Magnoliopsida; Rosales; Rosaceae. Bases 396 to 1556 code for a protein of 386 amino acids. The transcript has 2 exons. The record is from RefSeq and is a predicted model, not a curated record.